GCUGGAUGCUCUGUCCUCAGCUGGGGUUGAUGAGCGAGGACAGCUGAAUGACUGAGAGCUGGAAGUUGUUUCAGCCUCCACGAGAGGUCUGUUUGGACAUCACUUUUGCCUUAUUAAGAAAAAAAAAAAAGCGCAACCUUUGAUUGCGGGCCACCUGCAGAAGUGAGUUUUCACUGAAGAAGCCCAGCUGUUCUUCCUAGCUGCCUGCUCGGGAGGAGCCUAAGUGAGCUGCUUCUCAGGCUAGGCACGACAACGGUGCUAGCAGAUUUGCUAAAGCAGGAAACAGCCCCUGCAUGCAGAGCUUCCAGCCCGAGAGCUCCCCAGGCUAGUCCUCCAGCCGGCUGGGUAGUCAGAGACCCUUGGUAUUGUGGUCACAUCCCUCAAAAGUGAAUAGUCACCCGAAGUGGCAUUGGGAGGAAGCCACGAUGCUGCAGCUGUUGUGGCAUUUUCUGUCCAGCUUCUUCCCUGGAGCUGAGUGCCAAGGCUCCAGAGAGGGCAUCGAUCAUGAAGUCAGAGGGACCCAAGCUCCUGCUCGGGGAGACCAGAUGUCCAGCUUUUUGGGGAAACAGGAUGGAAGGGCUGAGGCCACGGAAAGGAGACCCACCAUUUUGCUGGUGGUCGGACCUGCAGAGCAGUUUCCUAAGAAAAUUGUGCAAGCUGGUGACAAGGACCUUGAUGGGCAACUGGACUUUGAAGAGUUUGUCCAUUAUCUCCAAGACCAUGAGAAAAAACUGAGGCUGGUGUUCAAGAGUCUGGACAAAAAGAAUGAUGGACGCAUUGAUGCGCAGGAGAUUAUGCAGUCCCUGCGGGACCUGGGGGUCAAGAUCUCCGAACAGCAGGCGGAGAAGAUUCUCAAGAGCAUGGAUAAAAAUGGCACAAUGACCAUUGACUGGAACGAAUGGAGGGACUAUCACCUCCUCCAUCCUGUGGAGAACAUCCCCGAGAUCAUCCUGUAUUGGAAGCACUCCACGAUCUUCGAUGUAGGUGAGAAUCUGACCGUUCCAGAUGAGUUCACAGUGGAAGAGAGGCAGACUGGGAUGUGGUGGAGACACCUGGUGGCAGGAGGCGGGGCCGGAGCCGUUUCAAGAACCUGCACUGCCCCCCUUGACAGACUGAAGGUGCUCAUGCAGGUCCACGCCUCCCGCAGCAACAACAUGUGCAUUGUAGGUGGAUUCACCCAGAUGAUUAAAGAAGGGGGUGCCAAGUCGCUGUGGCGGGGUAACGGCAUCAAUGUCCUCAAAAUCGCCCCUGAAUCAGCUAUCAAAUUCAUGGCAUACGAGCAGAUGAAGCGGCUUGUUGGUAGUGACCAGGAAACACUGAGGAUCCAUGAGAGGCUUGUAGCAGGCUCCUUGGCUGGGGCCAUCGCCCAGAGCAGCAUCUAUCCGAUGGAGGUGAGGGGCCACCCAGGCGCUGGAGUGGGCGGUGUGCAUGGGGCAGAGGGAGGAGUGUGCAUGCUCAUGUCCCCCUUGUUGCAGGUUCUGAAGACCCGGAUGGCCUUGCGGAAGACAGGCCAGUACUCAGGCAUGCUGGACUGUGCCAGGAGGAUCCUGGCCAAAGAGGGAGUAGCUGCCUUCUACAAAGGCUACGUCCCCAACAUGCUGGGCAUCAUUCCCUACGCCGGCAUUGACCUAGCUGUCUACGAGACACUCAAAAAUGCCUGGCUGCAGCGCUACGCAGUGAACAGUGCAGACCCUGGGGUGUUCGUGCUCCUGGCCUGUGGCACCAUCUCCAGCACCUGUGGCCAGCUAGCCAGCUACCCCCUGGCCCUAGUCAGGACCCGGAUGCAGGCACAAGCCUCAAUGGAAGGUGCACCUGAGGUGACCAUGAGCAGCCUCUUCAAGCAGAUCCUGCGGACCGAGGGGGCCUUCGGGCUAUACCGGGGUCUGGCCCCCAACUUCAUGAAGGUGAUACCAGCCGUCAGCAUCAGCUAUGUGGUAUACGAGAACCUGAAGAUCACCCUGGGUGUGCAGUCGCGGUGACGGGAGGGCCGCGGACUCACUGAUCCUGGGCCACAGCUCAGGGUGUGCAGCCAUCUCAUUCUGUGAAUGUGCCAACACUAAGCUGACCUAACCAAGCUGUGAAACCGGGGACGCUGCAGGGGAGAUGUGGGGAGAGCUGGCAGACCCUGGGCUUGUCCUGCUGGCCCAGCAGACCUUCAUGUCCCUUCUAGGGAAGACCCAUGGGCAUUCCUCAGAGUCCAGAGUGGUCAGGACUCAGGCUCCUGUGCCUAGGGACAGGGUGUUCCUGCAGUGCUUGCCAGAUAGUGAGCUUGGAGGCCGGCUUAGUUCUCCCAUCUUGUCCUGGCAGCCAGACCUCAGCCAUACCCUCCCUCCCUGUGGCCUGCUAAGCAUUCCUGUGCCCACUUCAUGUCCUUCCCUCCAGUGUGCUGUGGUAGGAGAAGGGCCACCAGCGCAUUCCGACUCCCCCUUAUCUCUACCCCUCAGUGCUGGUGAGAGGUGGUUGGGCUGUCCCUCACCCCGUUUCUGAGCCACAGCAUCGAUGCAGACUUGUGGUGCAGGAAGCCAAGUGGGUUCCACUUAUGCUCACUUAUUCUGAGCUCUUCAGCAGGGCCACCGAGAUGUGUGCAGGCACCGGGAAUGCUAGCUACCUGCUGCCGUGGUGCAUGGCUUUGCCAAAGGCUAGUGCUAGGGCCUGGAGCCCAGAGGACCUGUGCUGCCUGCCUGGGCCUUGUGUCAUCUGAGCUGUAUCCACACCCUGUCAGGACUGGACUGGCAGCAUCUCAGAGCCACACUCAUUGUCCUUUGUGGCCUGAGGGGUGGGCAGGGUGUCUGCCCGUGUCUGCUGCCCUGGUGAGCAGGAAGAGAUGCUGAAGGCCUUAAUUAUGUCUUGCUGGGAAGUGGAUUUGGUUCAGGACAAGCUGGACACAUGUGCAAGUGCUGUGAUUUCCCCAGAAGACAGAGGGAGAAAGUAGUUCGGCUGCAUUCAAGUUUAUCUGGGGCCCCUGGGGGUUUAUGUCCAGGCCCCGUGGGGCCAAACGGGACCAGCCUCACAUUCCAACACGACAUACCACACUGCUUGGAGCCUAUUUAUUUUGUAUUUAUUUCAACAGAGUUAUGUCCUAACUAUUUUUAUAGAUUUGUUUAAUUAAUAGCCUGUCAUUUUCAAGUUCAUUUUGUAUUCAUAUUUAUGUUCCAUGGUUGAUUGUACCUUCCCGUCACCACUUCAUGGAGGGGGGAGAUGAGAUGGAGGGGUGGCCACAGAGUGACCCAUGCCUCUGCCCACACUGAUGUCAUGUCUGUCCAAAGAAAUUCUUCUCCAGACUGGAGACAGAAGAAAGGGCAUGAAGGGAGGGGACCCUGACCAUGGAGAGCAUGUCCCCUGGCAGGCCAGGGUGGGGCAGCGUGAAAGUGCAAGUCCUUUUCUGGGCCGGGAGGAUUUCUUUAUUUUGCCCUUUCUGAAUAAGGCAGUGAGGUGCUGCUUGCUGUGAAUUUGGGGUGGAGAUGGAGGACAGUGCCCAGCCCCCCACCCCCAUCCGCAAAGUGCUCCUGGCUCUCUGCUGCCCUCACACUCAGUAAUGCGUCAGCUGGCCACUUGAUAGUUGUGCCUCUGUGCCCCCUCCCCCCCAGAAUGGCCUGAUGAGGAAAAUCCAAAUAGGAUGCAAAGAUCAAUGCAAAAAAUUUAUUGUUCUGCAUAAACAUACAUAGUUAUAACUGGAGUUUGUCAGAGAGCAGACUAAGAAUUGGAAGUUGUCGUUUAGAACAGCCUUCUAAUAAAAUUGCUUCAAAUGUG
Messenger RNA from Jaculus jaculus (lesser Egyptian jerboa), 3750 nucleotides. RefSeq names its product solute carrier family 25 member 25 (gene Slc25a25). The record is from RefSeq and is a predicted model, not a curated record. Bases 426 to 1979 code for a protein of 517 amino acids. Gene Ontology annotation, cellular component: mitochondrial inner membrane. Gene Ontology annotation, biological process: transmembrane transport. The transcript is spliced from 9 exons. Gene Ontology annotation, molecular function: calcium ion binding; ATP transmembrane transporter activity. Lineage: Eukaryota; Metazoa; Chordata; Mammalia; Rodentia; Dipodidae.